CUGGCGUGUUUUCGGCAGCAUGAGUGCAGCAUGUGAGAAGUAAUUAGACUGAUAUCACCUAGAUCUUCUUUUUCUCUGCUUUUAAUGCAGCAAUCAUCUCCUCAUUACAAUGCACCAAAGACAUCUGCCAGCCUCUCCAAACUGGUACUGUUCGCGCUGCAGUGACAUAAACAACAACGGAGUGCUAGGUUUUGGAGCAAAAAAUGCUAUCUACCUGCUCAAAGUGACUGCUGCAGCUCCAGCAGUUAUAGGUGAACUCAUUGGACACACUGAAAGAGUUUCUGGUUUUGCAUUUUGUCCGCAUGAUGGACAAGAACACAUUUGUGCCAGCACUUCAGAUGAUAAAACAGUAAAAAUCUGGGAUACUGAGCAGAAAGUUCUGUUGACCGAGCACAAUGUGCACCAAAGCAAUAUCUCUGCAGUCCACUGGUCUCCGCUGCAGAAACAACUGGUCAUCACAGGAGAUGAGAAAGGUAUUGUGGUGUGUUAUUGGUGCAGCAGUAAUGACACCCAGAGCUUUUUCCCUGAACCCCGAACAAUCUUCUGCUUAUCCUGCUCUCCACAUGAGGAAAACUUCAUUGCUGUGGGGUAUAAGGAUGGAAUGAUUGUAGUGAUAGACAUCAGUAAGAAAGGAGAAGUGAUCCAUCGGCUGAGAGGUCAUGAUGAUGAGAUUCAUGCUCUGGCCUGGUGUCCUCGACCCAGAGAGGAACCUCUGUACGGACGGUCAGAAGACGGCACUGAUGGAAGCAACAUGGUGACAGAUGGAGCAGAGGUGGGGUGUUACCUGGCCUCAGGUAGUCGAGAUCAGACUGUGCGGAUAUGGAGCACGGCCAGAGGCAAAGGUGUGAUGACCCUAAAACUUCCCUUCCUGAAGAGGCGAGGAGCUGGAGUUGACCCAACGGUGAAGGAAAGACUCUGGCUCACUGUCCACUGGCCAAAAGGGAGACCUUCACAGGUUGUGUCCAGCUGUUUCGGUGGUGAGAUUGUAAUGUGGGACCUCAUGAAGUCCGGCAAGCAGAAGUGGAAUUUGCUUGGCAGCUCAUCAGAUGGACAGAAUCACAGCCGCAUCAUCUUCAAUAUGAGCUCGUUUUGCUCAGGAGACAGAGAACUUCUGCUCAGCACCUCCAUGGACCGAGAGAUUAAGUGUUGGGAUCUGGCUUCUCUGGAGUGCUGCUGGACGCUGCCCACUCUGGGUGGGUUUGUAUACUGUCUCAGUUUCUCUCCUGUUGCCACUGGGUGUCUGGCUCUAGGGGUCGGAGACAGCAUGAUCCGGGUGUGGAACACCCUGUCUAUCCAGAACCAAUAUGACAUCCGGACCUUUUGGCAAGGCAUCAAGUCUAAAGUCACAGCCUUGGCAUGGCAUCCACUUAAAGAGGGUUCGCUGGCAUUUGGCACAGAUGAUGGCAAAGUGGGCAUCUAUGAGGUUUACUCUAACAGACCUCCUCAAAACUCAAGCACCUACCACCGCCGUACUGUCUACUCUCUCUCAUGGGGUCCUCCUGUCCCUCCCAUGUCUUUUGGGGCAUCAGGAGACAAGCCGUCCUACACUUUGUACAGUUGUGGUGGGGAGGGCAUAAUUUUUCAGCACGACCCCUGGAAACUCUCAGGAGAGGCCACUAAUAUUGACAAACUCAUCCAUGACACCAACAACAUAAAACACAAAAUGGCUCCACACACAGACCUCAGCUGGAAGCCGGACGGCAAAGUUUUGGCUAUCGGGAAUGAAGAUGGGACCAUAGAUGUGUUCAAGGCUCCCAUGUUGAAACUACUGUGUACAGCUCAGCAGCAUCAUAAGAUCAUUAAUUCAUUACGCUGGCACCAUGAGCACUCGUCUCAAAAUGAGCUGCAGUACUUACUGGCGUCCGGCUCCAGUAAUGCCACAGUCUAUGUCCAUGACUUCAGGAGCGCCAUAGAGAGCCCAUCAGAGAUUCCAGUGUUAGUGACUGAACCAUUCAGGACUCUCUCUGGUCACACCAACAAAAUCACCGGUGUAACCUGGAGCCCCCAUCACGAUGGCCGUCUGGUGACUGUGUGUUAUGAUGGUACUGCUCAGGUGUGGGAUGUGCUGAAAGAGGAGCCGGUGUGUAACUACAGGGGUCACUCGGGUCGUCUGCUGUGUGUGCUGUGGUCACCGGUCCACCCUGACCUGGUGUGGACUGGUGGAGAUGACUUCACCCUCCAGGAGUGGGCCGUGUCCAAACAGGAACAUGUUACACCUCCAAAGAGCAAGAAGCGUUCUGAGAUUGAGAAAAAGAGAGCACCACAGAAAAAGUCCAAGAAGAAAAAGAAAGCACCUGGAAAAGGGGAGCUAAAGGUGGAGGAUAAUGAAUCGCCUUUAGGAGAAGAGAACAAAGGAGCAGCAGGUAGCAGAGCAGAAGAGGGCCAAUCAGACGAGGAAGAAGAGGAGAGACAGAGCACGGACGUUCUGUCCAUCACAGGAUUGGCCAGCCAGAGCAGUGUGGACUCAUGGGCAGCAGAGAGGGAGCAGAACGGGGAAAAGCCCAUCCAUGCAGUUAAAAGAGAGAUCAAAGAGGAGAAGAGAAGAGAAAAAUCAGAUCUAUCUCUGAAAAAGAGAAAGCCACGCUCCAUUCUCCCGCUCAGUACAUCUAUGGAUCACCGACCAAAAGAGGAGCUUCAUGAGGACUGUCUUGCACUGGCUGCUGUGAGACACAACCAUGAGAAGGCCGGUGUGUGUGUUCCAGGAUCCAGAGAUCACAUUCAGCUCGGCAUGUUCACAGACAGGGACGCCCUCUACAGGAUGUUUCAGGAGGAAGAGGAGAGUCACGUGGAGGCAGGUCAUUAUGACUCAAUGGUGUAUCUGAGGCUGUGGAAAGGAGAUCUGGUUGGAGCAUUAAACCUUGCUGCAGAAAAGGGAGAAAUCACAGACCAUCUCCUCAGUUUAGCACCAAUGGCGGGCUACCAUGUGUGGGCAAGGGCAGUGGAGGCAUAUGUCAAGCAGCUUUGCCUCCACGAGCAGUUCCUCAAAGCUGCCUCUCAUCUCGUCUCCAUCCAUAAACUGUACGAGGCCAUCAACCUUCUGAAGAGUCACCAGUUCUACCGGGAAGCCAUAGCUUUAGCCAAAGCCAGACUUCAGCCCGAGGACCCUGUUCUGAGAGAUCUGUACAUGAGCUGGGCUGCCAUCCUGGAGAAGGAUGGCCAUUAUACUACAGCUGCUAAAUGUUACCUGGCUGCAGACUCCAGCUUUGAUGCAGCUAAAGUCAUUGCCAAGAAAGGGGAUGUCAUAUCGUUAAGGACGGCUGCUAAUCUGGCGUGGAUAUCUGGAGAGAGUGAGCUGGCUCAUUCCCUCUCUCUGAGAUGUGCCAAGGACUUGAUGUUUUCCCAGGACUGGCUCAUGGCACAGGAGGUCCUGAGGACUCAAGACACACUUUUGGGUCACAGACUGGUGUUCUGUGUGAAUGAAGUUCUCACUCAGAGACUCACAGAUACAGAUGUGGUCACCUGGAGUCUUGCCUCAUCACACACCUGGUCUAAGCCAUGUGAGGAGAACUUCCUCUCCACAGUACACAGAGUGUGGCAGAGAGAGUUUGGCGUGACAGCUGCUGACCUGGUGAAAGUGAAGAUGCAACAUCAACUGCUGGGAGCCAUUGAGAAUCCUCCUGCCACCGCAAAUGUUCCCAUGAAGCAUCUCCUGUCUCACAUCUCAUUGGACGUAACACUAUGUGCAUUGAGUCAGCUAUUAUGUGAUUGGCCAUCUGCAGUAGAAGAACUACUGCGAGCUCUGACUCGAGGUUCUGAGACGGGUCACUUCACAUUAAUGGCUGAGAUGAGCCGUUUGCUUCUACCACAAGGUUUGGACUCUGUGGCACUCUACAAACAGAAGCUAGACCCAACUGAUGAGAAAAGCUUGGUGAUUUCUCAAAACGUGGAAGCUUUUGUCUGUUAUCAACUAAUGUAUAAGAGAUGGUGGAGUUUCAGUGCAAAAUCAUCCACUUUGUCUUAUAACACCAUGAGCAAUGGUCACCAUUUGCCAGCGAAGAACCAGAAUGAAGAUUCAAACCGCAAUGGAGAAGCUCAAUCUGAAUCUUUCUCCGAGGGCUUCUGGAAGGUUCUUCUCUCUGAACCUCACGCCAGCCUUCAGGCCAAGCAGAGAGCCAUAGCAGAGAUCCAGAGUAAAGUGACAAGUCUUGUUCAGAAACACAGUCAAUCUGAAGACUCUCAUCUGAGCCCAGACACAAAGACACAAGCACCUUGUUCUGAAUCUGAAGAUCCAAAGGAACCUGGAGAAUCUAAAAGUGGUGAAAGUGGGUGUCUUUCUACCCUGAUUGCUCAGGUUGCUGAACACCACAAAGAGUUUUCCGCUAUUCCUGACUACAUCAAAAAAUUUCCAUUUCCAGAUGUCAUGGAGUGUUGUAUUGUCUGUCUGUACAUGGAUUUGCACUUUACUUUGGUUCCACAGCACAUCUGCUCAGAAGCCACAACUUUGUUGCACAAAUAUGGAACUUCAGCAUCGCUCUGUAAAGCCUGGAAUAGACUGACGCACUAAAACAGCGCUUAUAGUUUUUGAUAUGCAAUUUUGUUUGAUAUGUAAAAUUCAACUGACUGAUGAUCAACUGUAUGUCUGUGCUUAAUAAAAUGUCCCCCACAAAUGAGCACUAAAGCAAUGCAUCCUAUAAUUUUAUUUAAUAAAUGUUAUUUUUAAAGAUUGCAUUUUCUUUUAACAAUCAAUGGACCAAUUAAUCUAAAACCAAAAAAAAAGCUUCAUAGACAAUAUGAAAUUGUAUUUAUAAUUAAAGACUUUUUAUAUAUAUAUACACUGUAUAAAGUUUUCUGCUCUUGGCUGACAGAAGUGGAACCCGACGUGGUCUUCUGCUGUUGUAGCCCAUUCACCUCAAGGUUCGACAAGUUGUGCAUUCUAAGAUGUUAUUCUGCUCACUACAAUUGCACAAAGGGGUUAUCGGAGUUGCCAUAGCCUUUGUCAGCUCGAACCAGUCUGGUCAUUCUCUGUUGACAUCUCUCAAGGUGUUUCCGUCCACAGAACUGCUGCUCACUGGAUGUUUUUUGUUUUGGCACCAUUCUGAAUUAAUUCUAGAGACUUGUGUGAAAAUCCCAGGAAAUCAGCAGUUACAGAAACACUCAAAAUCAGCCCGUCUGGCACAAACAAUCAUGUCACAGUCCAGAUAAAAUUUUUGCUCCCCAUUCUGAUGGUUGAU
Messenger RNA from Xyrauchen texanus (razorback sucker), 5171 nucleotides. RefSeq names its product gem (nuclear organelle) associated protein 5 (gene gemin5). Bases 110 to 4504 code for a protein of 1464 amino acids. Gene Ontology annotation, molecular function: protein binding. The record is from RefSeq and is a predicted model, not a curated record. The transcript is spliced from 28 exons. NCBI's taxonomy places the organism in Eukaryota, Metazoa, Chordata, Actinopteri, Cypriniformes, Catostomidae.